CAAAGCAUAUUCCAAAUCCCACUGCUGCGCCUGUGAUCUUAUCUACUGCUUCUACUGCAUAUAAAGCUUCCAGCAUGUCCAGAUCGAUUCUCCCAGGCUAACCCACAUUCUUCAGCAGUCAGCAUGGCUUCGUCAGACUCAGUAGCCUCUACGGCUUCAUCGCCUUUCACUUUCGAACCAUACCAUCUCACCCCCUUGGACCAUGCCGUCGCCUCCACACACUUGGUCUUUUUCUUGCGAUUCAAUCUGACGGGCAAGAAUCCAUCCGAAGCCCUCCAUCGCCUAGACGAGGCCAUCUCCAGACUCAUUUCCCUCCAUCCGUUCCUCUCAGGGAAUGUCGCCCCAGCUGCAGACACACCAGACAGGGUGAAUGUCUUCCAGGUCCAGCCGGCCGGUAUAUCAGAUCUGCAGAAGACCCCCAUGCUAUCCGUCCAACAACACACAUCUGACCGUUCGCAAUGGACCCAUAAUGGUGAUCCUGAUGAGGAAUUCUUGCCUCUACCGAUCGUCAGUCCGGCUGGGCCAAAGCCUGUCCUUCGAUUCAAGGCCAACCUUGUCCGGGACGACCUCGUCCUCUACAUUGCGUUUGCCCACCAGGCAAUGGAUGGCUGGGGCAUGUCGAUGAUAUAUAGGACUCUGUCGCAGCUCUGUCGAGAUCCGAACUCUCCUAUUGACACAUUGCCAACCAUCCCCGACAUCCACAGGCAAUCCAGGCAGCGGAUCAGCGACCUUGCAUCUUCUAGUUCCCCAGGUGAGCUUCGUUGGACCUCAGCGACGCCUUCAUUAGAGUCCAACCAGCCAGACGAUCACGACGCCCACGGUAAUGUGAUCGGUCGCGUCCAUGAAUUCAGCGUAGGGAAGAUCAAGGCUCUCCAGGAAGCCUGCCAUUCACUCCUGUGCAGUCUCCCAGCGCCUUGGGCAGAACAAUUCAAAGACACCACCCUCUCCUCCACCUUGAUCGUUUCCGCACUUCUCGCGAUCUCAGGGACUCGAUCCCUUCCACAGAAUACCUCCGCCACAGAGUCAUCACCACCAUCACCAUCUCCAAAAGUCAUGAUCGCAGCCGAUACCCGAGCCCAAUGCGGAUUACCACCCUCAUAUACAGGCAACGCCAUCGUCCCACUAGAAGUGCCCUAUAAACCUGACCUCCUCCCCCACCCAAUCCCAACCAAACCCCCAUCUUCACUACCCGGCAUCAGCGAAGAAGACCUACACCACAUCUGUACCCUAGCCCUCUCCCUUCUCACCACAUUCAAACGUCUGAACAAGACAUACAUCCGCGGCGCCCUCGCAACCAUGAACCACACCCGAGACUGGACUUCGUAUAAACCCGCAUACCACGGCAUCCUCGUAAGCUGUCUUCGCGGAAUGGAAUAUUACGAAAACUUCGGACCCCUCUGCGAUCCGCUAGAGGUCGAUAUCCCGUCUCACAGUCUGCCGGGGCAUUUCUGGAUUUUGCCGGUGCGGUCGUUGCGAGAGCCGUGGAGGGUACGGAUUAUUCUGGACGAGGAUGCGAUGGGACGGUUUGCGGGGGAUGGGCUUGUUCGGUGGGCGUCGACAUCGUCGUCGGAAAGACAGAGCCAAGGUUCCUCGAGGCUGUGAUUGGCGUAGAUAGAGCUGCUACCGUUAGUACUAUGAGGCACAUUGACACAUGCUAGAAAUCUAGAUAGAC
Molecule: messenger RNA, 1672 nt
Organism: Aspergillus wentii DTO 134E9
Lineage: Eukaryota; Fungi; Ascomycota; Eurotiomycetes; Eurotiales; Aspergillaceae
Exons: 1
Coding region: 124-1602 (492 amino acids)
Molecular function (GO): acyltransferase activity, transferring groups other than amino-acyl groups
Source: RefSeq, a predicted model, not a curated record